CUCGUGGAGUCUGUGCGGUCUGUGUAGGCACGACUCGCCGCAGCCGCGCUCAGCCGUCAGUCCACACGCGACGCUCCACGAUGUCCACCGGAGGUGCUCUGCAGCGACUGGCGGAGGCGCUGCCUAUGGUACUUCUGCUGCUGGUUCCGGCCGGCUCCUUCGCUGCACAAGCCACUCCUCAGGAGUCUCAGCUGGUGGUGGAGCGGUGCGAGGCGCAGCUGCGGCAGUGCGAGCGCAGCCGGGCGCAGGGCGGCGGCUCCGUCUGCGGCUCCGACAACAACACCUACCACACGCUCUGCCUGCUCGAGCAGGCCGCCUGCAAGGGCGACAACGUCACGCUGCUGCACCGCGGGCGCUGCAAGCACGCGCGGCUGUGCUGGAGCGACCGCGAGUUCGCGCUGGGGCUGUCGCGCGCGCCGCAGACGCCGGCGCCGUUCGUGCCCCGAUGCGAGCCGGACGGGACGUACGCGCGCGUGCAGUGCCACGACGCCACCGGCUACUGCUGGUGCGUGACGCCGGCCGGCCGCCUGUUGCCCGGCACCACGCAGCCCAAGGAGCGGCCGCCGCGCUGCGACGGCGGCCACGGGAAACGGGCAACUAGAACGCCACCUCCGAAGAAAGGCUGCGCUCACAAUGACCGGUCCAAGUUCAGCCACAACUUGAUCAAGAACUUCCGUAUUGAGUACAACCGUCUGCCCCAGUCGUCGCCAACUGCCACCAAAGCCGAGGUGCUGGACUGGAAGUUCUCGACGCUGGACGGAGACGGUGACGCGCUGCUGUCGCGCGAGGAGAGCGCCUCCCUGCGGCGCCUGAUUCGGGGCUCUGUGCGGCCGCGCCGCUGCGCCAAGCAGUUUGCCCGCCUUUGCGACAGGGACCGCGACGGCCGCAUCUCGCGCAACGAGUGGCACGCCUGCAUAGACCUCGACGUCAGCCAAAAUACCGUGGAGGGUAGAAGAGUAAGGGUGGUACACGAAGUUCUGUUCGUUGAUCCCCCUUCCCCUGACAUUGUGGUGGAUCCACUUAACAGAAGGAACAGCCAACCAGAGGCUAAUGAUUGUCUGUCUGACAGGCGGUCAGUAUUGGAAGAACAGAAAGCUGGCAGUGAUAAACUGUAUGUGCCAGAGUGCACUCCUGAUGGGCGCUUUCAGAAAAUACAAUGCUACAAUUCAACAGGUUAUUGUUGGUGUGUUCAUGAAGACAGCGGCAAGCCAAUACCAGGAACACCUGUGAAAGAUCAGAUACCAAAAUGCGAUGCAGUUCCUGCUCCAAGAAGGCCAAUGAAUGGUUGUUCUGAGCCCCGUAAGCAGUUGUUCCUUAAAGAGCUUAUGGACAUGAUGUCAAAGAAAAUGAUAUCUGCAAGGAACAGGACCAGUCAAGAAAGCCAAUCUCGACCCUUGCUACCAUCAUCACCAGAAGAGGAAAUUGCCGUGUGGAAUUUCAACGCACUUGAUAAGAAUAAAAGCAAGGUCCUAGAGAGAAAGGAGUGGAAACACUUCCGAACAAUGGUAACUGCCAACAAGCUGUUGCGGAAAUGUGGUAAAAGAUUUCCACGAUACUGCGACAUCAAUCUUGAUAGGAAAAUAAGUCUGACAGAGUGGCUUAACUGUUUAAGCAGCAGUGAAGAAAGCAUUUCAAGGACUUCGCAGACAUCAAGUUUCAGAAGAGUAAAAGGAGAAAACCCUUUACAGAUGUUACUUAAGCAAGAAUAAUGACCAUUAGUGAGAAAAAGGAAAUUGCUAAUAUUGUGUUUAAAAUCUGAUGCUAACCUGAUUAUUCAGUUCAUCAGGCGUCAGCAUCAUUUACUAGAGCAGAGAGAUGCUCAUCAAUAUGAAAAGACUAAGAACUGCGCAGGAAACACUCAAAAAUUGCUGCAACAGUUUGGUGCUCUGACUGUGCAACAAAGACUUGGAGCUCUCUUGCCAUAUUCCAUGAUAUUUUUUUUUAUAAUGUGUGUACAUAAGACUGUUUAAUGUGAAGAUUUGAAGAGUGGAUGAAAGAAACUCAGGAUGCCUGUUUUUUAGCAGCGUAUUAAAGUGAGAUGUUGAUUAUUUAUUUUCUAUGCAUUCAGUCUAAUAUAGACAUAUACUUACGAAAUAUGAACAAUGCUGUGAUUCUUUGUUUAACAGCAAUUAUUUAUAAUAGCUAAAUUUCUUUCUUCCAUUGUGUACAUUAGCUCAUCAGAUUCUGACAUACACUUUCAACAUUUGUAAGUGUAAUGAAGUAUGUAUUACAUCUGGUGUCUUUAAGUAUAAUUAUGUCCACUCUGUGAAA
Molecule: messenger RNA, 2271 nt
Organism: Schistocerca piceifrons (Central American locust)
Lineage: Eukaryota; Metazoa; Arthropoda; Insecta; Orthoptera; Acrididae
Gene: magu
Product: SPARC-related modular calcium-binding protein 2
Exons: 14
Coding region: 81-1709 (542 amino acids)
Biological process (GO): extracellular matrix organization
Cellular component (GO): basement membrane
Molecular function (GO): protein binding; calcium ion binding; heparin binding
Source: RefSeq, a predicted model, not a curated record